Messenger RNA from Talaromyces amestolkiae, 972 nucleotides. RefSeq lists its product as uncharacterized. The coding region runs from base 1 to 972 and encodes 323 amino acids. The record is from RefSeq and is a predicted model, not a curated record. The transcript is spliced from 2 exons. Lineage: Eukaryota; Fungi; Ascomycota; Eurotiomycetes; Eurotiales; Trichocomaceae.
AUGGCAACUACCUCAAGACAAACUCUACGGGUCCCUCAUCUUGGAGGGACUGCAGUAGGCUAUAGAACGUCUACUCCUAAUUUUGAUUCUACAAAGCCAACUGUAGUGCUGGUGAAUCCAUUUACCGCCACCGUCGACUAUUAUAAUGCCGAGUUUGAGAGUCAUGAAUUGACAAAGGCUGUGAAUCUCAUUGCAAUCGAACCACUGGGUCAUGGAGCGACAGUCACAAAAAGCGAGACAUGGACGUACUGGGACUCCGCAUCUGUCAAUCUACAGCUCCUGGACGCACUUGGUAUUGAUCGAGUGUUUGCAGUAGGAACAUCUCAAGGCGGAUGGAUAGUUACGCAGAUGGCGCUAUUGGCACCAGAGAGAGUUGGUUUUUUUCCCCCUACAAUGCUUCAGAUUAGCUCGACUGUACUAAUUGUUGAUCUUCAAUCUAUCAAGAUUCAGGGACUUGUUGUGAUUGGGACAUCCAUGGAUUCUGAGUCUCCUCGAAGCCGUGACCUAGGCUGUUGGGAUUGCCCGACAGCAACUGCCGGAUUUGUCCAGCUUGCGGCUGACUUAACACCCAAAGACGACUUCGAACCCGGACAAGAUUAUUACGAUUAUCUCAUGGAUAUCGGGCAUGGGAAGGAUGCCGAUGCUCCCACGAGGGCGUUUUGGGCCGAAAUCAUCAGAAAAACGUAUCAAGGAGAUGAGGGUAAGAAGAAAAUUUGCAUGGCUGCGAUCAACCUUGUCUCGCGAGAUGGUUUAUACGAAAGGCUGCCAUACAUUAAAUGCCCGGUACUUUGGUUGCAUGGCACUGCAGAUGUCGUAUUUACCGUUGCAAAUGCACAGGAAGGAAUCUCACAUUUUGUCAAUUCAACUGACGCCCAACUUGUAAUUAUAGAAAACGGAGUUCAUUUCUUGGGUGCCAGUCACCAAAAGGAAGUGCAGGGACAUAUUCUCGACUUCACGUCUCGCUGGAAGUAA